Acomys russatus (golden spiny mouse) is the source of this 1426-nucleotide messenger RNA. RefSeq names its product eukaryotic translation initiation factor 3 subunit J (gene Eif3j). Gene Ontology annotation, cellular component: cytoplasm; eukaryotic translation initiation factor 3 complex. Gene Ontology annotation, molecular function: translation initiation factor activity. The record is from RefSeq and is a predicted model, not a curated record. Bases 23 to 799 code for a protein of 258 amino acids. The transcript is spliced from 8 exons. NCBI's taxonomy places the organism in Eukaryota, Metazoa, Chordata, Mammalia, Rodentia, Muridae.
ACCCUCUCCCCCUCAGUUCGAGAUGGCGGCGGCGGCAGCGGCGGCGGGGGACUCAGAUUCCUGGGACGCGGACACGUUCUCUGUGGAGGACCCGGUGCGGAAGGUCGCGGGCGGCGGCACGGCCGGCGGCGACCGCUGGGAAGGCGAGGACGAGGACGAGGACGUGAAGGAUAACUGGGAUGAUGAUGAUGAUGAAAAUAAAGAGGAAGCAGAAGUAAAACCAGAAGUAAAAAUUUCAGAAAAGAAAAAAAUAGCAGAAAAGAUAAAAGAGAAAGAACGGCAGCAGAAGAAAAGGCAAGAAGAGAUUAAGAAGAGGUUAGAAGAACCUGAAGAACCUAAAGUGCUAACACCUGAAGAGCAGUUAGCAGAUAAACUUCGGCUAAAGAAAUUACAGGAAGAGUCAGACCUUGAGUUAGCAAAAGAAACUUUUGGUGUUAAUAAUACAGUUUAUGGAAUAGAUGCUAUGAACCCAUCUUCAAGAGAUGACUUCACAGAGUUUGGAAAGUUACUAAAAGAUAAAAUUACACAAUAUGAAAAAUCACUAUAUUAUGCCAGUUUUUUGGAAGCCUUAGUUCGAGAUGUCUGUAUUUCAUUGGAAAUUGAUGACUUGAAAAAGAUUACCAACUCAUUGACUGUGCUUUGCAGUGAAAAACAGAAGCAAGAAAAGCAAAGUAAAGCCAAAAAGAAGAAGAAAGGCGUGGUUCCUGGAGGAGGAUUAAAGGCCACCAUGAAAAACGAUCUGGCAGAUUAUGGUGGAUAUGAUGGAGGAUAUGUACAAGACUAUGAAGACUUCAUGUGACAUUCUAUCUUCUCCUGGUGUCUUCUUUCUGUUGCCCACAAUCCCUUCAACAUGUAGCACAACCUCCUUUCCUUUCAGUUCUGCCAAAUGCUACAAUCAGACGUGCAGUAUCUUUCGUGCUGGUUAUUUAACCCCUUGACACUCAGGUGCUAAUGUGCAAAUGAGGGAACUUGGAUCUUGUUGCCAAGGGGUUAAAAUUGGGAACCUCAGUUGCUACUAAAUCAUAGUUGAAAACAAAACAAAACAAACCUAAUAAUGUUGUCAUUGUUGCUAUCUGAUUCCAUAGCAGCAGUCACUAAAUUGGAAACAAAGGUUGCAACAUGACAAAAAGAUUGUGUAGUAUUUACCAGCACCAUCCAGUAAUACAGCCUUAACCAUACCUCCUUGAACUACUUCAUAACUUGUCAAGAAAAGCAGUUUGCAGCAAGGGCAUGUGGGAUGCACCUAGUAUUAAAAUUGCUUUGUCUUAAAAUUGAGGUGAGGAUAUUAAAACAUGUUGUGAAGAAGACUGCUUAUCUCAGAGUGAAGAUACUGUGGCUGAAGAAGUACUAGUUUGAUACUUAAGAUUUUAAUGACCAAAACCCUCCAUCUUUGAAGCUGAAGAAGGUAACCCUCUCCAUUAUUACA